Messenger RNA from Chaetura pelagica (chimney swift), 2665 nucleotides. It is a transcript of the gene CTDP1, whose product is annotated as CTD (carboxy-terminal domain, RNA polymerase II, polypeptide A) phosphatase, subunit 1. Gene Ontology annotation, cellular component: nucleus. NCBI's taxonomy places the organism in Eukaryota, Metazoa, Chordata, Aves, Apodiformes, Apodidae. The coding region runs from base 41 to 2665 and encodes 874 amino acids. Gene Ontology annotation, molecular function: RNA polymerase II CTD heptapeptide repeat phosphatase activity. The record is from RefSeq and is a predicted model, not a curated record. The transcript has 12 exons.
UGUGUUGGUGAGACUGGAAGGAUGCAGCCAUCCUGUUGUUAUGAAAGGCCUGUGUGCAGAAUGUGGCCAAGACUUGACACAGAUACGAAGCAAGAACGGAAAGCAGCAUGUGCCAUUAUCCACAGCAACUGUGUCUAUGGUUCACAGUGUCCCAGAACUGAAAGUCAGCUCUGAGCAAGCUGAACAACUAGGAAGAGAAGAUCAACAGCGACUACAUCGAAAUCGAAAACUGGUACUCAUGGUAGAUUUGGACCAGACAUUGAUCCAUACUACAGAACAGCACUGCCAGCAAAUGUCUAAUAAGGGAAUAUUUCAUUUCCAACUAGGUCGAGGUGAGCCUAUGUUGCAUACUCGUUUGCGUCCUCAUUGUAAGGAAUUCCUGGAAAAAAUUGCCAAGCUGUAUGAAUUGCAUGUUUUUACUUUUGGCAGCAGGCUGUAUGCACAUACAAUUGCAGGAUUUUUGGACCCUGAAAAGAAGCUUUUUUCCCAUCGGAUAUUGUCAAGGGAUGAAUGUAUUGAUCCAUUUUCUAAAACUGGUAAUCUUAGAGAUCUCUUUCCAUGUGGGGAUUCCAUGGUUUGCAUCAUUGAUGAUAGAGAGGAUGUUUGGAAGUUUGCACCCAAUUUGAUAACUGUGAAGAAAUAUGUAUACUUCCAGGGGAUAGGAGAUAUUAAUGCACCUCCUGGAUCAAGAGAAAUUCAAAUGAAAAAGAAAGUAAACCACUCUACAAAAACAGAGGCACUGUGUUCAGCAGUGACAUCAGCAAAAGAUGCUGAAGAAAUAAAGAAUGUUACAUGUGUAGAAGAACAAAGCAAUGGUCUCAAAAAAGCUACAAAAGACAGUUGCACUGCAAAUGGAAGUUCUUCUGUAAGCAGUGAAAUAUCUGACUCAGAUAAAUACUCUUGUGAAAAAGGUAAUGCCCAGGAAUCCUUAAACGAUAGCACUGAGCACAAAAUGGACAGUGAGGUCAUUAAUGAUUUGACAAAUACAAAAGAGUCUCAGAUUUUUUCAGAACAAGUUGAUGGAACAGUGACAGAGAAGCAGCAAACCCAAGACAAGACAACAAAUGACUUGGACUUUGAACUGUCUAGUGACAGUGAAAGUGAUGGUGGAUUGGAUACCAGAAAGUCAUCCAUUUCUGUAUCAGAUACUGAGAUUGAGGAAAAGAGAAGCUGGAAGAAAUCCAGACAACCUUCGCAGGAUGAAAAUUUGCAGAAAAUAAGUUGUGCUGAUGUGACUGAAAAAAAGGAUGGUCUGGUAAACCAUUCUGCAGACAUACAGUCUCUAUGUAGUGAAAAUAUUAAUGACAAAAAUGAUCUUGAAGCACAAGAAGAAAGUGAACAGGAAAGCCUUUGUGAUUCAGGAAAUGGGUGUACAGACAAGAAAGAAGCUGAAACAGAAUCUCAGAAUAGUGAACAGUCUGGGAUUACAAUGGGUGAGUCCUUAGACCAGAGUAUGGAGGAAGAAGAAGAGGAAGAUGAUACAGAUGAUGAUGACCAUUUAAUAUACCUCGAAGAGAUCCUUGUGCGGGUUCACACUGAUUAUUACACAAAGUAUGAUAAAUACCUAAAAAAGGAGAUUGAGGAAAUUCCAGACAUCAGAAAAAUAGUACCAGAACUGAAAAGUAAAGUGUUGGCAGAUGUAACCAUAAUAUUUAGUGGACUCUACCCAACAAACUUUCCCAUUGAGAAAACAAGGGAGCACUAUCAUGCCACAGCACUUGGAGCUAAAAUUGUGAAGAAUCUUGUACUGAGUGCUGAUGAUCCUGACAAAGCAACACAUCUCAUUGCAGCAAGGACAGGCACAGAAAAAGUACGGCAAGCUCAGGACUGCAAGGACCUCCAUGUUGUAAACCCUGAUUGGCUAUGGAGCUGCCUGGAGCGCUGGGACAAGGUUGAGGAACAGCCCUUUCCCUUGAAGGAUGACUAUAUCAAAACACACAGAGAGAAUAGCCCUGCCACAUUUCCUGAUACACACAGCACACUUCAGACAGCCCUGUUUCACCCAACCCCCAUCCAUCCGAAGUCUCAACCUGGUCUUGAAGUUCGACUUUAUGAUCCAAAUACUGGGAAGCUAAUCAGGAAGGGCACUCAGGCCUCUGGCCAGUCGAUGUACAUCCAGUCUCCAGCUCCUCCCAUCACCUUGCCAGUCCACGGUGAACAUUCAUCCUUCAGAGUUGUUCAACCACAUCAGCAGCAGAUGUUUGAAGAAGACGACCUACCAGGAAGCGAAAAUGAAGAGCAGCCUGGUCCAUCUAAGCGGAAACGCCAGCCAAGUAUGUCUGAGACAAUGCCCCUGUACACCCUAUGUAAAGAGGAUUUAGAGAGUAUGGAUAAAGAGGUGGAUGACAUCUUAGGAGAAGGCAGUGACGAAAGUGAUAGUGAAAAAAAAAAGCCAGAAGAGGAAGGUGAAAAACCUCAGACUAGUGCAACAGAGACUCUAGGAAUGAAAACAGAUCAGAGACCUGGAUCAUCGUCAUCAUCAUCAUCAAGAAGUGAAAGAAGCUUAAGAGGCAAUGUAACCAGGGGUCACAAGCGCAAACUGGAGGAAGAUGAUGCUGCCAGUGAAUCCAGUAAAGAAUCUAGCCUUGAAGAUGAGGAAGGAAGCAGUUCUGAAGCAGAUGAAAUGGCAGCAGCACUUGAAGCUGAAUUGAACGACUUCAUGUGA